Molecule: messenger RNA, 1320 nt
Organism: Hyaloscypha bicolor E
Lineage: Eukaryota; Fungi; Ascomycota; Leotiomycetes; Helotiales; Hyaloscyphaceae
Exons: 6
Coding region: 1-1320 (439 amino acids)
Source: RefSeq, a predicted model, not a curated record
AUGUCAGGCGCUGAGGCUGGGUUUGUCGUUGGCCUCAUUUCAGCCGUAAUCUCGAUUAUCGAGGCAACUAAAACGGUAUAUAAUACCGCUAAAGACGCGAAAGGUCAGCCAGAGGCAUUUCGCCAGGUGGCUGCACGACUGCCACUAGCCAUCGAUAUUCUCCGCAGCGCUAAAACAAGGGCACAAGCGCUCGACGAGACGGCAGAGGUGGUAUUGGGACAUAUCCUGAAGUCAUGCAAGGCGAAGACCGAGAAGCUCCAGGAAAUAUUCCAGAAAAAAGCCUUGAGUAUAUUAGGGAAAGGGGAUAAAGUGGAGUGUUUAAUGGAAGGAAUAUUGAAGGACAUUCAAGUGCUUGCAUGCGGGAGGCUAAUGGGAACCGCUACCGAAGCCCAAGUGAAGGAGAUCGAAGAGGCGAUUAAGCAGAUGGACGAAAUGCCUCCCUCUCUCCAGGACGAGACUGGGAGUGUUAACCAAACAAGCUACGGUAGUGGCCACAACAUUUUGACCUCUGGAGGAAACACAAACAUCAAUUCAGGACGUGGAGAGUUCUAUCACAAUAUAAUCAGUGGUGGGGCGACUUUUGGCACAGAACACCAGAGUCAGCAGCAUCUUCCCGACCCCCAGACCCAGAACUGUCUACGUGACCUGCGGACGACCGAUCCCCGCGACGACAAGACGCGCAUCGAGGAGACGAAAGGUGGCCUGCUGGAAGACUCCCGGCUGCUCUGGAUCAAGGGCGAUCCCGGCAAGGGCAAAACGAUGCUUCUCUGCGGCAUUAUUAACGAGUUGAAGUCGGCUCCCGCUGAUAGUCUUUUGUCCUUUUUCUUCUCCCAAGGCACCGACUCGCGAAUCAAUAAUGCUACGGCGCAGCCAUCGCUCCUUUCACACGUGCGGAAAAAGUAUAAUCAUGUAGGCAGAUCACUAUUCGAGGAUGCAAAUGCUUGGGUGGCCUUGUCUGAAAUCUUUAGUAGCAUCUUGCAAGACCCCAGCUUAAUAAGCACCUACUUGAUCAUCGACGCGCUCGACGAAUGCGUAAUAGAUUUGCCGAAGCUUCUCGAAUUUAUUACUCAGAAGUCAUCUAUAUCUUCCCGUAUAAAGUGGAUCGUCUCCAGUCGCAAUUGGCCUAAUAUCGAGGAGCACCACUUGUCCAAAAACGCGAAUAAUACGUUUCUCUGGGUAGCUUUGGUCUGUCAAAAACUAGAAGAAACCUCUCGCCGGAAAGCUCUAUUAAUACUAGAAAUGCUUCCACUAGGACUUGGCUCUCUCUAUAAGCGGAUAAUAGGGCAGAUAUGUAGUCUGGAAGAUGUCGACGACGUUUAG